CAACACGCGCGCGCAUUACAAAAUUCGCCUUCUUCCUCGCAGACGCUCGCGGCGGCUCAUCCUCCCUCCGAGAACGCGCGCACCGGCCGGUGGCGGAGAGAGGGGGAGGGUGAGAGGAGCGGCCGUGUAAGGACCUCUCCGCGCGCUCUCCGGUUUUAUCUGUCUAUCUGUAUCAUCAAUCUGCCUACGGUUCGUGGGCCGGGCUGGGAAGGGAGGAAGGCCGCCGCUGCAUUUUCUUGGUGGUCUGAUUGAUGAUGGCGGGAGCGACGUCAGCCACGGCCGCAUUCGCCGCCGCCGCUGCCGCCAGCGCCAAGGCGCACGCCGCGUGCCCCUGGGCCGUCGCCGCCGGCGGCCGGAGGCGGUCCGGCGUCGUCGUGCGCUGCGACGCCGGCGGGGAUGCCCAGGCGGCGUCCAAGGCGGCCAGCAUCACCGCGCUCGAGCAGUUCAAGAUCUCCGCAGACCGGUACAUGAAGGAAAAGAGUAGCAUCGCUGUGAUAGGCCUCAGUGUGCACACAGCACCAGUGGACAUGCGUGAAAAGCUUGCUGUUGCAGAGGAACUAUGGCCCCGGGCUAUUGCAGAACUCACCAGUCUGAAUCAUAUCGAAGAGGCUGCUGUUCUUAGUACCUGCAACAGAAUGGAAAUAUAUGUGGUGGCUUUAUCGUGGAACCGCGGUAUUAGAGAAGUAGUAGACUGGAUGUCAAAGAAAAGUGGAAUCCCUGCUUCCGAGCUAAGGGAGCAUCUCUUUAUGUUGCGUGACAGUGAUGCCACGCGCCAUCUGUUUGAGGUAUCCGCUGGGCUCGACUCUUUGGUUCUUGGAGAAGGACAGAUCCUUGCUCAAGUUAAACAAGUUGUUAGAAACGGGCAAAACAGCGGAGGCCUCGGAAAGAACAUUGAUAGGAUGUUCAAGGAUGCAAUCACGGCCGGAAAGCGUGUCCGCUGCGAGACCAACAUAUCAGCUGGCGCUGUGUCUGUCAGCUCGGCUGCGGUUGAAUUGGCGAUGAUGAAGCUUCCAAAGUCCGAGUGCUUGUCAGCCAGGAUGCUUUUGAUCGGUGCUGGCAAGAUGGGGAAAUUAGUGGUCAAACAUCUGAUCGCCAAAGGAUGCAAGAAGGUUGUUGUGGUGAACCGGUCGGUGGAGAGGGUGGAUGCCAUCCGCGAGGAGAUGAAAGAUAUCGAGAUUGUGUACAGGCCUCUUACGGAGAUGUAUGAAGCCGCUGCUGACGCCGAUGUCGUGUUCACAAGCACGGCAUCUGAGUCCUUACUAUUCACGAAGGAGCAUGCGGAGGCGCUUCCUCCUAUUUCUCUUGCCAUGGGCGGUGUUCGGCUUUUCGUCGACAUAUCCGUCCCAAGGAACGUCGGCGCCUGUCUAUCCGAAGUGGAGCAUGCACGGGUAUACAACGUCGACGACUUGAAAGAGGUGGUGGAAGCCAACAAGGAGGACCGUGUGAGGAAAGCAAUGGAGGCCCAGGCAAUCAUCACCCAAGAACUGAAGCGGUUCGAGGCCUGGAGGGACUCGCUGGAGACGGUCCCGACCAUCAAGAAGCUGCGGUCGUACGCCGACAGGAUCAGGGCGUCGGAGCUCGAGAAGUGCAUGCAGAAGAUCGGGGAGGACAACCUGAACAAGAAGAUGAGGAGGUCCAUCGAGGAGCUGAGCACGGGCAUCGUGAACAAGCUCCUCCACGGCCCGUUGCAGCACCUGAGGUGCGACGGCAGCGACAGCCGCACCCUGGAGGAGACGCUCGAGAACAUGCACGCCCUCAACAGGAUGUUCAACCUCGACACGGAGAAGGCGGUCCUCGAGCAGAAGAUCAAGGCCAAGGUAGAGAAGACCCAAAGCUGAGGACUGUCCGUCUGUAUAUCUAUCUACUUAUACCACCCCACCCCCAGAUAGAAUGUCGCUAUAUUCUAAUCCCAGUACAGUAUUUUUUUUUAUCCUCCACUUGCUGCUGAGUUCUUCUUGUGCCGUGAAUUAGCCAUGGCAGCCUCCAAAUGUGUUGUAGAGGGAGAGGAGCGGCGAAGCAUGUUUGCUCCGAAACUGCCUGCCUGUGUACAUUAGUUACUGUGGCUGCUGUGGUUAGAGCCCAAUUUUCAAGCUGUACUAUAAUACUUACUCUAUUGGACGAAAUAAACAGGAUGCAUUCGUUUUGCGUUA
This is a messenger RNA of Triticum urartu, 2150 nucleotides long. Its product is annotated as glutamyl-tRNA reductase 2. Gene Ontology annotation, biological process: tetrapyrrole biosynthetic process. Gene Ontology annotation, molecular function: NADP binding; glutamyl-tRNA reductase (NADP+) activity. The record is from RefSeq and is a predicted model, not a curated record. Lineage: Eukaryota; Viridiplantae; Streptophyta; Magnoliopsida; Poales; Poaceae.